GGCGGGGCUUAUAGGGGGGAGGCGCGCGUGGGGAGGCCGCGACUCCACCAUGGCCGCCUACUCGGCCCGCGUGGGGCCCUCCAUCCUCAACAGCGACCUCGGCUGCCUGGCGGCCGAAUGCCGGCGCAUGCUCGAGUGCGGCGCCGACUACCUGCACCUGGACGUCAUGGACGGCCAUUUCGUGCCCAACCUGACGUUUGGCCACCCUGUGGUGGAGAGUCUACGCAAGUCGCUGGGAACAGAGCCCUUCUUUGACAUGCACAUGAUGGUGGCCCGGCCAGAGCAGUGGGUAAAGCCCAUGGCCGCAGCAGGAGCAAGCCAGUACACCUUCCACUUGGAGGCCAUCCAGGGCCCUGGGCCACUCAUCAAGGUCAUCCGUGACAAUGGCAUGAAGGCGGGUCUGGCCAUCAAGCCAGGCACCACUGUGCAGCAGCUGGCACCCUGGGCUUCCCAGGUGGAUAUGGUGCUGGUGAUGACUGUGGAGCCUGGCUUCGGAGGGCAGUCGUUCAUGGAAGACAUGAUGCCCAAGGUGCAGUGGCUUCGCUCCCAGUUCCCGUCUCUUGACAUCGAGGUGGAUGGUGGCGUGGGGCCCGACACAAUCCACAAGUGUGCAGAGGCUGGAGCAAACAUGAUUGUGUCGGGCAGUGCGAUCAUGAAGAGCGACGACCCGCGCUCCGUCAUCAGGAACCUGAGGGACGUGGUGAACGAGGCCAUCGUGAAGCACAUGCUCGACCGAUGAGCGGCAAGUCGCGCGAUGACCCGGGCCAUGCGCCGGGCUUCCUCUUGAGCUGCCAAACGCGAUUUAUCGAGUCAUUCCUAAUUGAUACGUGAAAAGAAAUUGACUUUAGUUCUUAAAUUUAAUCGAACUGAAUUUGCAAAUGUACAUUCCCUUCGGCUUGGAGCAAAGUGGCAGAUAAUGUAGAAAUAUAAAAGUAUUAAAUAUUGAUUUUCGGGAUUGAUGUGACGCAAACUUGACUAAAGGAAUUUGAAGCUG
Lethenteron reissneri (Far Eastern brook lamprey) is the source of this 994-nucleotide messenger RNA. Its product is annotated as ribulose-phosphate 3-epimerase-like. The record is from RefSeq and is a predicted model, not a curated record. Gene Ontology annotation, biological process: pentose-phosphate shunt; carbohydrate metabolic process. Lineage: Eukaryota; Metazoa; Chordata; Hyperoartia; Petromyzontiformes; Petromyzontidae. Gene Ontology annotation, molecular function: D-ribulose-phosphate 3-epimerase activity.